This is a messenger RNA of Aphanomyces astaci, 1453 nucleotides long. RefSeq lists its product as hypothetical. The transcript has 6 exons. The coding region runs from base 5 to 967 and encodes 320 amino acids. Gene Ontology annotation, biological process: nuclear membrane organization. Lineage: Eukaryota; Oomycota; Saprolegniomycetes; Saprolegniales; Verrucalvaceae. The record is from RefSeq and is a predicted model, not a curated record. Gene Ontology annotation, cellular component: nuclear inner membrane.
AUUAAUGCAGCAACAGGCACACCGACGUACGACAAGAACCACGACUCGGAAAAGCACCGGUGGCGGCUUCCUCUUCGGCUUCGUCUUCCUUGCCGUGUCCAUCGGUUUGCUCUUCUGGAAUGAAGGCAAUGUUGUGCGCCAAUACACGAGUUUGCAAGAAGGGUUGGCAAGCGUCGUCGAACUCGACGACACGGCCAACGUCGAGUCCAAACUGGUGCACAUGACGGGUCGACUGACGACCCAGAACGCCCAAGAGCGCCCCAUAGUCAUGGACGCGGAGUUUGGUGUGGCAGCCACGGGCGUCUAUCUCCAUCGCAUUGUCGAGAUGCUGCAAUGGAAAGAGAAGCGCCAUGACCACACGUACACCGAGGACGGCCAGGAAAAGACGGACGUCUCGUACACGUACAAGAAGUCUUGGAGUGCCCAGUCCAUCGACAGCGACGCAUUCCAUGACGCGAGCUACGUGAACCCAUCAUACUGGGAGUACAAAUCCAAAAAGAUCUCAGCGCCGUCCGUGUUCCUUCGCGGGUAUCGAGUCCCCGACGUCCUCCUCGGCCAAAUCAGCACGCGCGACCAUAUUUCACUGGACGACGCCAGUCGACUUCAAAUGGCGUCCAUAUUAGAGCUAUCCCUUCAUGCGCCGCUAAAGGGCGGCAUUCCAGCGCUGAAAACCAUGGACAUUCUUCACAACGAGUUCAUGUCGAAGGAGAUACCAUCCAACGGUAAAUCAAACAACCAGCAGCACCGAGACCGCGCCAACAUUGGCGACUUGCGCGUCCGAUUCCAAGUGACUCCCGCCAGCGCGGUGAGCGUGCUGGCGAUGGCCCACGGCGGCGCCUUGCAUCCCUACACGACCAAGUCGGGCGAUCCGAUAGUGCUGUUGGAGGAAGGCGUGAUGGACGCCGCGGCUAUGAUCGACCGCGCCCAAGCGUUGGUGGUGAGUUAUUCUUGUCCAACAAUAUGGUGAGAUGUAUGUAUAUAUAUGUGACACGGGGGCGGCAGACCAUGUGGGCGUGGGGGCUUCGCGUUGUGGGGCUCGUGCUGGCGGUGGUGGGGUUCAACGUGCUGCUGCAGCCCGUGGUGGACUUGGCGCACUUGUUCAUCAACGUACCGCUUCUCGGGACGUUCGUCGCUGCCGCUGCGUCAUGGAGCGUCAGUGUCAUGAGUGGGCUUUUGGGGGUGAGCACGGCCCUCGUGGUGAUUGCGAUCGCGUGGGUGUGGUAUCGGCCGUUGGUGGCGCUCGGGCUGGUACUGGUGGCCAUCACGCCCUACAUUGGCAUGCUGAAACCCAGCAAAGCCCACGUCAAACUGGCCGUGUCCUAGCGCGUAAACGCACCUCGGAACACUUGCAUUCGAGAGUUCAUGCCAUCAUAUUGAUACUAAACGUAGUAGGCAGACGAUGCGAGUUAAGUUUUUAAUGAACUAUAAUAGCAAACUGAAAAUUAGCUUACCA